ACUACGCAUUUUUAAAUCAUUAAGAUAAAUGGCAAUAAAAGGUUUUAUCUUAUCAUCACCGUGUUUAUGUAGUUGUAGAUUUGUAGACCUUUAUCAUAAAGAUUAAACAAAGUUUAGCGAAAGAUAAACAUGUUUUAUAAAUUAAGAUUAUUUUUGUCUUCUUCCACUCUCUGUCUUCAAUGUACAAAUAAAAAAGCUCACGUCAGAUGUAGGUCCGCCAAAAAUUCAGUCUUGCGCCAAAGUGAACGCGAAGCGAGAGAGACCGAGCCUGUUUUUCGGGAAUACAAGAAAAACGGCAAAAAGCCGUUGGUCCUUUAAGAGUGAAAAAGACGAGUACACGAAAAUGGCAACGACAUCCACGAGCUCGAAUGCGACAAGCGAUUCUGAUCAUAUCGAAAACUUCGAGUUGAUAGAGCACUUGAUGACUUGGCUAUCGACCAACGCAGACAAAAUAGUAUUGAUACUGGUGUUAGCUCUAAAAUUCAUCUUCUUCGAUUGUAGAAACUAUAUGGUUACCAGACGAGUGAGAUUCAGAGAAGAAGAAAAGGAAGAAGAGGAACAGCAGCAGAAAGAAGAGAAGGAAGAGACGACAGUAGAGAAAAAAGGAAAGUUUCUUGAUGGCUGGGCUAAUCUAGAUGAUGUCACCGUGAACACGUUGCGAGAACGUUUUGAUGUAACGUCCAACGUAAAGUCCGACGUAACGUUACCGACAAUCCAAAAGCCAACCUUUCUUUUGUCUGGUGAAUGGAAAACCGUUAAGUCCGAUAAAGAGGUGCAGACUGAUAUUAUUUAUCACGAACAAAAUGAUUCUCUUGAAAUUGAUAUAUCGCUGAAAUCUGAAAAUCCUAGGAACUUGGAAGACUGUCUCGAGAUAUAUCAUUCACUGCUUGGAGCCAAAGCCUUGACGAACGAGGAAGUGAUACAGUUGGUGAAUCACAAACAUAUAGCUGCACAUCAGUUGGAAAAAGCGGUGAAUAAUCCCGAACGUGGUGUCGAUAUUAGACGCCACAUUGUAGGUGCUGCCGGCAAGUUCAUCAAGGAGAUGACCGAUUUACCGUAUAGGAACUAUGAUUACAACAAGGUACUUGGUGCCUGCUGUGAGAAUGUGAUCGGGUACAUUCCGGUACCCGUUGGCAUCGUUGGACCGUUGCGAAUCGAUGGCCAGCUCUAUUACGUGCCGAUGGCAACGACGGAGAGCUGUCUAAUAGCGUCAACCAAUCGCGGCAGCCGUGCGCUUCUAAAAUACGGCGUAACCACUCGCGUAACGGCUGACGGGAUGACCCGAGCACUCGUAGUGCAAUUCCCGGACAUUGUGCGCGCAUGUGAAGCGAUAUCAUGGAUAGAACAACCGCGGAACUUUCAAGAGUUGAAGAACAGCUUCGAUCAGACUAGUCCCUUUGCUCGUUUGAAAAUAAUUCAUUCAAGAAUAGCCGGUCAAUAUCUGUAUCUACGCUUUGUUGCCACGACUGGCGACGCCAUGGAUAUGAACAUGCUGUCACAAGGAACGGAAAAGUCUCUACAAACGUUGCAGACAUAUUUUCCGGAUAUGAAGAUAAUCCCCCUCAGUGGACAUCUCUGCACCGACAAGAAAUCUGCAGCCGUCAACUGGGAAGAGGGAAGAGGUAAAAGCGUGACGUGCGAAGCGAUCAUACCCGCGGAUGUGAUAGCGCGCGUAUUAAAGACCUCGGUGCCUAAACUUGUUGAGCUUAACAAUAAAAAGAAUUUCUUUUUGCAAAGAAUUUCUUUUUAUUGUUAAGCUCAACAAGUUUAGUGUUUAACGGUGAUGGAAUCGUGGGGUGUAGAUGACAAAGAUCUACGUAUGUUCUGUACGAUGCCCAGCAUCAAAGUCGGCACGAUUGGCGGUGGCACUGAUUUACCGGCACAAGAAGCGUGUCUAAGGAUGCUAGGAAUCAAAGGUGGACAUUCGACGAAACCGGGUCAGAAUGCAAAACAACUCGCGCGAAUUAUUUGCGCCGCUGUACUCGCUGGGGAGUUAUCCCUAAUGGCUGCGUUGACCUCGGACUUCGUUAAGAGUCAUUUGAGACAUAACAGCAUUGUGAAAUGUCAUGAAUUAGGCAUAAAUAAUAUCGCUGUAAAAGUUUGUUAGAACACGUCGGAUUCCGUCGGCAAUAGGAGACACUUAUGUUAGAAGCGUAUAUUAUAGAAUUACUAUUUACUGUAAUUGCAACGUGUAGAUUUGUAAAUUAUUUUACCUUGCGUAUAAAAUAUAAUUAGGUUCUGUAAAUUAUCUUCUUAGUCGUACAUUUUACGUUGCGAUUUUGGUGGACAAUAAUAUAUUACUUGCACAUUUAAUAUAGUCAGACAAAAUAACCAUUUUGUGAAACAUUUUCAUCGGUUGGGUUUCACUUUUGAAUUAUUCCAAUAUUUUGUUUACACUAAUCGAUGUAAUUUAAAAAUAUACCUAAUUGCAUUCUUAAUUUCAAACAUGAGUAAUGCUCCAGAAAAAUGUUGGGACGCAUUAAUAGCGAAUAAUAACGAGAUUACCUUAGUCAUGCAAAAGUGAGCGAGAGAGUGGGAGAGAGAGUGAGAAAAUGUGUUAGAUAGAUUGCAAUUCAAUUUUGAUUGAAUAAAGUUUUAUCGCAGGUUUUGUAAUGGUAAAUAAGGUACAAUUUAGAAGAAAAUUAAUUAAAAAUCAACCUUGUCGUUCCAGAAAAUUACAUUAUAAUUUUUACAGAUGGCGGGUGCGAAAAAAUAAUUUGUAUUUUUUAUUUAAUGCAGUUACUCAUACAAGUUAAAUUUUUUUUAAUUUUAAUGUAUUUUUUCUUUAUCUUUUUAUUUUAUUUUUUCUUAUGUAACGACCAAAUUAUUAUAAAUGUUAUAACUAGGUUGUAUAACCGUAUCUAUAUUAAACAUCAAUCAAAAAGUGUGUUUCUCUACAUCAAU
Molecule: messenger RNA, 2904 nt
Organism: Solenopsis invicta (red fire ant)
Lineage: Eukaryota; Metazoa; Arthropoda; Insecta; Hymenoptera; Formicidae
Product: 3-hydroxy-3-methylglutaryl-coenzyme A reductase
Biological process (GO): sterol biosynthetic process; isoprenoid biosynthetic process; coenzyme A metabolic process
Cellular component (GO): peroxisomal membrane; endoplasmic reticulum membrane
Molecular function (GO): protein binding; hydroxymethylglutaryl-CoA reductase (NADPH) activity
Source: RefSeq, a predicted model, not a curated record